Molecule: messenger RNA, 393 nt
Organism: Osmia bicornis bicornis
Lineage: Eukaryota; Metazoa; Arthropoda; Insecta; Hymenoptera; Megachilidae
Product: high mobility group nucleosome-binding domain-containing protein 5-like
Exons: 1
Coding region: 1-393 (130 amino acids)
Source: RefSeq, a predicted model, not a curated record
AUGGAAAGCACCUGGAGGGAAGACGUGCUGAAGGAACUGAGAAAGAUAGGAAAGAGUGUGGAAGAAAUAAGAAAAGAGCUGAAGCGAGAAAUGGCAGGAAGGGAACAGGGAAAGCAAGGUACAGAGGAAAUAGACGACAGGGACAAUAGAAAAGGGGCAGAGGAAGAAGACACAGAAGAUGGGAGAAAAGAGAGGAAGGGCAAAAAUGGAGGUAAGGGCAACAUGUUUAGAAGUGACUUCAAAGAGCAGAGUGAAGAAAAAGUAAAAGGGGAGGAAGGAGAAGAGACGCUGCUGAAGAAAAAAAAACGAGAUACUGACAAAGGAGAGAGAAAAAGGAGAGAUGGAGAAUGGAACGGAAAAAAGAGGAAGAGAGUGUGUGGAGGAGGAUGGUGA